GCGAUCGCCUGUUCUGGGGCAUGGGGGAGACACUCGAAUGCGAGGUGUUCAAUGUCAACAUUGAGGCAAUAUACGAUCGAUGGGGACACCUUGUGCGGGAUUUGCAGGUCGAUGCUAUUCUUCCUAAGAUAAGCGAUCUCUGUGAAGCAAUAUCUAGCCGCGGCUCGCCCCUUCCACGCUGUUGGGGCUUCCUCGAUGGCACAAUUCGGAAAAUCUGCCGUCCUGGUCGUUGGCAACGUAUGUACUAUAAUGGAUGGAAACGUCUCCAUGCCCUCAAGUAUCAGGCAGUAGAUUCUCCGGACGGUAUCAUUCGCCAGCUUUGGGGUCCUGCCCUCGGUCGCCGCCACGAUGUAGCGCUACUAGGGGAGAGCGACCUGCUUGCUGUGUUGAUGCAAUCGUUCAAUAAUGCGCAGGGAGAGCCGUACUACCUGUACGGUGAUCCGGCGUACCAGAACUCGCCGUGGUUGAUGUCGCCAUAUCGGGGUUUGUUGACCCCUGAGGAAGCUGGCUUCAAUUCCGCCAUGAGCAGUGUUAGGGUUCCGGUGGAAUGGGGGUUCGGUCGAGUCGUCGCCCAGUGGCCCUACGUAGACUACCACAAGAAGCAGCAGGUCGGUCUAAGCGCGUGUGGCCUCGGCAAGCAGUAUUCUGUCGCCGGCAUUCUCACCAAUUGCCAUUGCUGCUUCUACCCAAAUUCGACGGCACAGUACUUUGACCUCCAACCCCCGUUCCUCGAGGAAUACCUACAGGGAGAGGGCUAAGUCGGACGUACUCGAAGUAGGAAUC
This is a messenger RNA of Ectocarpus sp. CCAP 1310/34, 783 nucleotides long. The record is from the annotation of a GenBank genome assembly. Lineage: Eukaryota; Phaeophyceae; Ectocarpales; Ectocarpaceae.